UGAGCAAGCACAUGGCGUAUUCCAUAACCACAGCGUCGCAGGGAGCACGAUGCGACUGUCGUCGCUGCCCGUGAACCCAAACUCCCCCUGAGACAUCCUCAGAAGCUUGAUGAAGACCGCCGUGCCGAGGUGAGAAGCUGUGCAUGCACCUGUCUGGUUGUCUCAGUGUGGCAAGCUCGCUGGAAAGGCUGAUUUGAUCUCUCCAGUCACCCCAGUAUGGCAGCACACUAUGAUGUCCAAGCAUACCCAAAGACUACAGCGCUAGUUCUGUCCAACAAGUGGCAGACUGAUGACCCCAGACAAAUCAAAUCAAGAUCACAUUGCACUCUUGCAGUUAGCAUUGCAUGUUCUGUGCGCAUGGCCAUGUCCCUUGCCAAACUGUCAGGAUAGCUGCACCUAACUGACUUGUUCACUUUUCUUUCUCCCUCGCCCCUAUAAAUACAUCAGAUUAGCACCACCACCAGCACAUCAGUUCAUCCAGAAACCAAAGCAACAUUACCACACCUAGCCAAGAAAGAAAUACAAGGAGGAGGAAAAGAAACAUGGUUAGUGCCAAGAGACUUGCUCAGAUGGCAAAGAAGUGGCAGAGGAUGGCGGCCAUGGGGAGGAAGAGGCUCACCCGAAGCACGACAGCGCCGAAAGGAGCAGCCAAUGGCGAGUGCUGCGCGACGUCGCCGUCGGUGGCGAUGAAGGGCCACUGCAUGGUGUACACCAUAGAUGGGGCACGGUUCGAGGUGCCGCUGGCAUACCUCGGCACGUCGAUCUUAAGCGAGCUCCUGACGAUGUCCCACGAGGAGUUCGGCUUUGCAGGCGGCGAUGACGGGAGGAUCGUCCUACCCUGCGACGCCGCGGUCAUGGAGUACGCCAUGUGCUUGCUCCGGAGAGAUGCCUCCACGGAAGUCGUGAAGGCAUUCAUGAGCUCCGUCCCAAGGCCGUGCAGUUUUGAAGGCAGUGUGGUUGGCGUAGGGAUUAACCAGCAAGUAGCUGUUUGUUAGCUUCUGAAGAAUGGCAUGCAGCUGUAGAGGAGCCCUACUCUGUUCAUCUCUGUUCAUUGCCUGAUGUUAAUAUACAGUAGCAAGCUCUAGAUUGGACAACGAAAUUUAUGAAGAUUACCAUGGAUAUAUAGAAAAUAAAUUAAUCAAACAUA
Aegilops tauschii subsp. strangulata is the source of this 1147-nucleotide messenger RNA. Its product is annotated as auxin-responsive protein SAUR36-like. The record is from RefSeq and is a predicted model, not a curated record. Lineage: Eukaryota; Viridiplantae; Streptophyta; Magnoliopsida; Poales; Poaceae. Gene Ontology annotation, biological process: response to auxin.